CCCGAGUGGUCCAGCCCAGCAAGCGACUGUGGCGCAGGGGGCAAUGCUUACGCCACACGCAACAAUGGUCCGAGAACUCAAACACCACGAAAAGAGGCUGCUCAAAAAGGUCGACUUUCUGCAAUGGAAGUCAGACCAGAGCUUGCAGGAGACUAGGGUCAUGCGCAGAUACCACGUAACGAGGAGAGAGGAAUACAUAAAAUACAACAAAUUAGCCGGCCAGAUAACAAAACUCGCCAACAAACUCUCCCUCCUCCCCCCCGCCGACCCCUUCCGCACCACAAAAACCGAAGCCCUCCUCGAAAAACUCUACCGCAUGGGCAUCCUCACCGCCGAGAAAUCCCUCUCCCAGUGCUCAAAAGUGACCGUCGCCUCCUUCUGCAGGCGGCGGCUCGCGGUCGUUAUGGUUAGGCUGAAAAUGGCAGAGACGGUCAAGCAGGCCGUCAAGUAUGUUGAGCAAGGGCAUGUGAGGGUCGGGCCUGAGACGAUCGCGGAUCCUGCGUAUCUUGUGACGAGAAAUAUGGAGGAUUUCGUGACGUGGGUUAACACCAGUGCUAUCAAGAGGAAGGUUAUGAAGUAUAACGAUAAGCUCGAUGAUUUUGAUCUUCUGUAACCAUCUGGUCGAUAUCCAAGUUUUGCAAUCUUAUUCUGUACAUAGUCACUAUUUAUUCUUAGCAUUCUUACAUACCGCAUGCAUCGACCGUAGCAUUAGUUUCAGCGCUUUCCCGAUGACGCCCUGAGUGUUUU
This is a messenger RNA of Fimicolochytrium jonesii, 747 nucleotides long. RefSeq lists its product as uncharacterized. Gene Ontology annotation, cellular component: small-subunit processome; small ribosomal subunit; Mpp10 complex. The coding region runs from base 44 to 613 and encodes 189 amino acids. The record is from RefSeq and is a predicted model, not a curated record. The transcript is spliced from 4 exons. Gene Ontology annotation, biological process: rRNA processing. Gene Ontology annotation, molecular function: structural constituent of ribosome; rRNA binding; snoRNA binding. Lineage: Eukaryota; Fungi; Chytridiomycota; Chytridiomycetes; Spizellomycetales; Powellomycetaceae.